AUGCAGAUGAAACUCAUACUAAUGGCACUGUGUGCAGUGGUGUCCUCUGUCAAACAACCACUGAGCACUGAGCUGGAUGGCAUCUGGGAGGAGUGGAAAACCCAACACAGCAAACAGUAUUCCAAGGUGGAUGAGGGCUUCAGAAGGAUGAUCUGGGAGACAAACCAACGCCUCAUCCGUCAACACAACCUGGAGGCAGAAAUAGGAAAGCACACCUUCACCCUGGGAAUUAACCAAUUUGGAGACAUGGGUUCUUGUGGAUCUUGCUAUGCAUUUGCUGCCGUCGGAGCCCUGGAGGGCCAGUUGUUCAAGCAGACAGGCACACUGUUGCCUCUGAGUGAGCAGAACCUGGUGGACUGCAGUGGAGACUAUCACGAUAAUGGCUGUGACGGUGGCUUGGCCAUGAGGUGUUUUAGUUACGUCUCAGAUCAUGGGAUUAUGUCCGAGAGGAAAUAUCCUUACACUGCAGAGGUGGGCCCUUGUGAAUACCAGAAUGCAACAAAGGAAGCCUGGUGCAAGGGCUUCAACAGAGUUCCUUCUCUGGAUGAAAAAGUGUUUCGAGACACUUUGUAUGAGGUUGGCCCUAUCGCUGUGUCUGUGAACGGCACACAUCCCUCCUUCAAGUUCUACAAAGAUGGAGUCCUCUACGAGCCAGACUGUUCAACAAGAACUAACCAUGCCGUACUGGCUGUCGGGUAUGGUAGUUCUUACCUGGACUACUGGAUUGUGAAAAACAGCUGGGGUACUGGUUGGGGAAGAAACGGGUACAUUCUCAUGGCCAGAGGAUACAACCAGUGUGGUAUUGCCAGACGCCCAGUCUACCCUAUUAUGUGA
Molecule: messenger RNA, 834 nt
Organism: Oncorhynchus gorbuscha (pink salmon)
Lineage: Eukaryota; Metazoa; Chordata; Actinopteri; Salmoniformes; Salmonidae
Product: procathepsin L-like
Exons: 6
Coding region: 1-834 (277 amino acids)
Biological process (GO): immune response
Cellular component (GO): lysosome
Molecular function (GO): cysteine-type endopeptidase activity
Source: RefSeq, a predicted model, not a curated record